Messenger RNA from Dermacentor andersoni, 3422 nucleotides. RefSeq names its product lysosomal alpha-glucosidase-like. Gene Ontology annotation, biological process: carbohydrate metabolic process. Gene Ontology annotation, molecular function: carbohydrate binding; alpha-1,4-glucosidase activity. NCBI's taxonomy places the organism in Eukaryota, Metazoa, Arthropoda, Arachnida, Ixodida, Ixodidae. The record is from RefSeq and is a predicted model, not a curated record.
CGUCGGAGGGUUUCUCGCAGAGUGGCUGACAAAGUUGGUAAACAGCAUAUAUUACGAUGCUCACCCGGUCGUGUCUUCUAGUUUUGAGCACUGUGUUUGCCCGGAAGCGGUGAGACUGCGUCAGCAGGCAGCCCUAACAUCCUGUCUGGAGGCGACGUUCUGGUUGAUCAACCAAAUGGCAAGUGUCUGCUCCACGGCGCCCGGAUAGCAUCUGCGUUUCCACAUGCAGCGCACUAAAAGGGGCCGAACCGCAACACUCAUUGUGCACAUUUUGUGCCAGGUCAAGAAUUCUAAGAGGAUUCUCCCACAUAAGCAUGCUCUCUCUUGGGGGACGAGCUUGUUGAUUAAGUGAGGAAGUUAAUUACAUGAUUUAGUUCAUCAAAGAGGUUAUUGGCACUUAUCUCAGUUUAGCAUGUCUACCACUGCCAUUGAUAAUUAAUGAGCAGAAAGUGUCACUUUGCCUUUUUGUCUUUUGUAAUCUUCAUUUACAGACGUGUCCUGCACGAACACUGAUUGCUAAAUACAUAGGCCCGUUUAUAACUCCGUUUGAAUUCACAGCAGUGGCGGACAUCAGUACGCCACUGCUAUGGAUUCGGACAGGGCUAUGAAUGGGGCGGUGGGUGCAAUCAUUGUUUGUGCAAGACUCGUCUCGGUCAUAGAAAAUUGUCUUCAGUCAUUGAGAAGAUCACUGAAACACUCAGCAGACGUGACCGAUGCCGACGACCAAUGUUCCCUGCGGAGCAUUGCCGAUCGCUUCGAUUGUCACCCGGAGCAGAACGCCACUGAAAAGGCGUGCCGCGCCAGGGGUUGCUGCUGGAGGAGCGGCGCAGUGGAGGGAUCCGACGUUCCGCUCUGCUUCUUCCCAAAGGACUACAUCGGCUACCGAGUGGUAGGCAUCGCCUCGCACGACGAAGGCGUCCGUCUCAAGUUGUCCCGGCAGACGCCCUCGGGCAUCGACGACGACGUGCAAGCGGUUGACGUGAGCGUCGGCUACUACGAUCGGGACACAGUCAGAAUAACGAUUGUUGAUACAACGCGGGAACGCUUCGUUCCCCCUUUGCCAGAGAUACCCCAAAAGACAUUCAAAGGUAGACGGGACUACAUCGUCAACGCUUCAGACUGUGGAGUACUCAGUGUUCACCGCUUGGACGAGCACAACACAACCUUGUUCAGUGCAAACCUAUCGCGGCUUGUGUUCACCGACUACUUCCUGCAGCUGUCGACGUUGAUGCCCACUGAUCUCGUUUACGGCCUCGGAGAGCAGUGGACAUCCCUGCGACGCAGUGUUGACUGGAGGCGUUACUACCUGUUCACCCGAGACGGCUGGCCCAGGCCCAAUGUCAACCUUUAUGGAGCGCAUCCCCUCUACGUGGCUCUGGAACACAGUGGAUACAGCCACGGCAUAUACCUUCACAACAGCAAUUUUAUCGAGAUCCUGCUGCAGCCGACGCCAGCGGCCACAUUUCGCACCCUGGGUGGCAUGCUUGACUUCUUCGUUUUCACGGGCCCCAGUCCGGGACAUGUGGUGCAGCAGUACCAGCGUGUGGUGGGCUUCCCCGCCAUGCCUCCGUACUGGGCCCUCGGCUUUCACCUCUGCCGUUACGGUUACGGCACACUCAACAGGACCCGCGAAAUCAUGGAGAAAAACAUCCAAGCCGGCAUUCCUCUGGACAUACAGUGGAGCGACAUAGACUACAUGGACAGUCUGAACGAUUUCACCUACGACAAGGAUAGGUACGCUGAUCUUCCAGACUUCGUUGCGAAAAUCCACGAGGGAGGGCGUCACUACGUCAUGAUAUUCGACCCAGGAGUGAGCGGAAGCGAAAUGCCCGGCACCUAUCCGCCACUUGAUGAAGGACUUCAGAUGGACGUUUUCGUGAAAAAUGUGACAGGUGGAAUCGUGUACGCCAAGGUGUGGAACAAGGUGAGCACCGUGUUCCCUGACUUCACGCAUCCCAAUUCGACUCGUUACUGGACGAGGCAGUUCCGAAGAUUUCACGACGCGGUACCUUUCGACGGAGCCUGGAUAGACAUGAACGAGCCGUCGAACCGGUACGACGGCCACAAGGACGGAUGCCCACGCGACCAGAGAGUGGAGCGUCCGCCUUACGUUCCGGGCCACGAUCCCCUCUCCAUUCACACGUUGUGUAUGAGCGACCAGCACUACGUGUCUUCGCACUACAACGUGCACAGCGUCUACUCGCAGCUGGAAGCUAGGGCCACUCACCGGGCAUUGGUAGAGAUCCGCCAGAAGCGUCCCUUCAUUAUUUCGCGGUCCACCUCUCCGGGUCAAGGUGCCUGGUCCGGUCAUUGGUCGGGAGACAUACAGUCCAGCUGGGAAGAUCUGAGGCUCAGCAUACCCAAUGUUCUCAGUUUCGGCAUGUACGGCAUACCUCUGUCCGGUGCGGACAUAUGCGGUUUUCAGGGCAACACCACCGUGGAAUUGUGUGCCCGUUGGCAAGUUGUGGGAGCGUUCUAUCCGUUUGCAAGAAAUCACAACUCCCUUUCCAGCAAGGUAUUCACCGCUUGCAAUAACGAAUUAAGGAGUCAAAGAGUUCAAGACCAAGACCCGUACAGUAUGGGACCUGAGGUAGCGCGAGCCACCAGGAUUGCCCUGACUGUCCGCUACGCUAUGCUGCCAUACCUGUACACACUUUUCUAUAGGAGCCACGUCUACGGAGAGACUGUAGCCAGGGCACUUUUCUUCGAGUUUCCAGAAGACCCCCGCACCUACGACAUCGAAGAACAGUUUAUGUGGGGAUCGGCAUUGCUCAUAUCACCAGCUCUCCACAAGGCGCAAACGGAGGUGAAGGCCUACGUUCCGCGGGGCACGUGGUACGACUUGUACGACGGUCGACGUUUCGAGCAACCCUCGGGCGGCUACCACUAUUUCUCGGCGCCUAUGGACAAGGUGAACAUCCUGGUGCGCGGAGGUCACCUCGUGCCGAUGCAAGAGCCGUCUGUUACCACCACAAUGAGCCGCAAGAAUCCGAUAUGGCUCUUUGUGGCGCCAGAUGACCAGAAGAAGGCCCAAGGCGCCAUGUACUGGGACGACGGAGAAUCUCUCGAUGCCGUGCAGAAGCAAGCGUACAGCAUGUACAACUUUACCCUGGCGAAGAACCUGUUGACCGUAAACCACGUGGACAGAGGCUGUACUGAUAAGCUGACGUUUGGCGGAGCCAUCGUGACCGGCGUAGAAGAGCAACCUCGCUCGGUCAGAAUUGUUGGAGGACGUCCUCUCAGAUUUUAUUAUUCACACAUUGAUCAGAUGCUGAGAAUUUUCGACAUCGCCCAGCCCAUGGACGAAGACUUCAGCAUUACGUGGUCCAAGACAUCUUAAUAACGAUAAAUACGCAUUAUUGCACCCAUGCAUUUGUCUUGUAUGUAUGCUGUCUGCCUAAAUGAAUAAAGCAUACAGAAUA